AAUCUGUACCAAAACAGGUUCCUGGGCCUGGCAGCCAUGGCGUCUCCAUCUAGGAACUCACAAAAUCGGCGCCGGUGCAAAGAGCCUCUCAGAUACAGCUAUAACCCUGACCAGUUCCAUAACAUGGACAUCAGGAACAAUUCCCAUGAGACGGUCACCAUUCCUAGGUCUACCAGUGACACGGACCUUGUCACUUCAGACAGCCGGUCUACCCUGAUGGUCAGCAGUUCCUACUACUCCAUUGGGCAUUCGCAGGACCUAGUGAUAUACUGGGAUAUAAAGGAGGAAGUGGAUGCAGGGGACUGGAUUGGCAUGUAUCUCAUAGAUGAGGUCUUGUCCGAAAACUUUUUGGACUACAAGAACCGUGGCGUCAAUGGCUCUCACCGUGGUCAGAUUAUCUGGAAGAUUGAUGCCAGCUCUUACUUUGUGGAGCCUGAAACAAAGAUCUGCUUCAAAUACUACCAUGGCGUGAGUGGGGCACUACGAGCCACAACUCCGAGUGUCACAGUGAAAAACAACGCAGCUCCCAUUUUUAAAAGCAUCACCAAUGAAGAUUCAAUCCAGGGACAAGGAAGUCGCAGACUGAUAAGUUUUUCAUUGUCAGAUUUCCAAGCUUUUGGUCUGAAGAAAGGAAUGUUCUUCAAUCCAGAUCCUUACCUGAAGAUUUCCAUUCAGCCUGGAAAACAUAGCAUCUUCCCUGCGCUUCCUCAUCAUGGACAGGAGAAGAGAUCUAAGAUAAUGUGUAAUACUGUUAACCCAAUCUGGCAAGGAGAGCAAUUCAGCUUUGUCUCCCUGCCCACGGAUGUCCUGGAAAUAGAAGUUAAAGACAAAUUUGCAAAGAGCCGACCGAUAAUCAAGCGUUUCCUGGGAAAACUCUCUAUGCCGGUUCAACGCCUCUUGGAAAGACAUGCCAUAGGGGACAGGGUUGUAAGCUACACUCUGGGUCGCAGGCUUCCUACAGAUCAUGUCAGUGGCCAGCUGCAGUUCCGAUUUGAGAUAACUUCAUCCAUCCAUCCAGAUGAUGAAGAGGUCUCCAUUAGUGCAGAUCCUGAGCCAGCUGACCUCCAGGAAAGCCCUGUGAACAACCCCACAGAGGAAAGCCUCGGUGAGCCUCCAUGCAUCAACACAGUGACCUCAGAAAGUACAGCUCCAGAACAGCUAAAUGGAUACAGUGUGAACAGUGUCGAUAGCCCAGGGGCUGUCAAACCACCUGGGGAAGUCAACCAGAAAAGCUUAAACGAAGAGCUAGCAGGAGAUGGGGAGGUUGAUGUGGUGCCAGUUCCUGAGCCCUUGGAAUCCAUCCCAGAAGUGCUGCCUUCUUUGAGUGCUACGGACCUCACGGAGCAGCUGGCUCUGCUGGCUUGCAUGUCUCCUGAGACUGAAGUUAGGGAAAAUAACGAAGUCAAUUCUGGUACUCAGGGAGAUGGUGGAGUCUUGACCAGCAUAGAAACGUUAGAUCUUGAUGAGGUGAGUGCAGAUGUGCAUGCUGGCAAGGACCUAGAGAAGAGUCAGGAAGAAGAAGGGGCUUCAGCCCAGGAGGAGGAAGACAACAAGCUACAACUAAGGACCACAGCAAAGAGGAAAAACAGGCCGUGCUCCCUGCCUGUGUCUGAACUUGAGACAGUCAUAGCUUCAGCUUGUGGUGAGCCAGAGACCCCUCGCACGCACUAUAUACGGAUCCACAACCUGCUCCACAGCCUGCCCUCAGCACAGAUGAGCAGCGAUGGGGAAGAAGAGCAAGAUGGUGGCAACGGUGGGGAGAACGAUGAGGAGUCUACAGUCAAGGAGGCAUUGGAGAAGGAGGUGGUCAGUGAGAGUGAGACAGUGGCAGCAGAGCCUCCUCUGGAAAAUGAGGCUGAAGAGAACUUCAGCCAGAGCACGGUGCCUCCUGGGACCUUGGAUGAGCAACUCUCCAACUUAAAUGAUGGGCUGUUGGAUGGGGAACACCCCAGGACAGGAAGCGAGAGCGAGUCGAGCUCCAGGCCCAAUGGUGACAACGAAUGCGAGGCGUGCGACACUUCUUGCUACAGCCCCUCUUGCUAUAGCACUUCCUGCUACAGUACCUCCUGCUACAGCACUUCUUGCUACAGCACCUCCUGUUAUGACAGUAACAAUCGCUUCUCCAGCCAUACCCGCUUCUCCUCUGUUGACAGUGCAAAGAUUUCUGAGAGCACGGUCUUUUCCUCACAGGAUGAUGAUGAUGAAGAGAACAGUGCUUUUGAGUCAGUGCCAGAUUCAGUACAGAGCCCUGAGCUGGACAGGGAGCAAGUGGAUGGCUCCUCCCAGUGGCCAGAUGAACUAGUAGCUCAUGGUGGGAAUCCACAAAGAGCCACAGAGAGUCUAGACACCCCAAUAGCAGGUCCAAGCAGCAGAAGAGAAGGUGAUUGUCCUUUACUUCAUAAUUCUCAGCCAGUCAGCCAGCUUCCUUCUCUGAGGCCUGACCAUCAUCACUACCCAACUAUCGAUGAGCCUCUUCCACCAAAUUGGGAAGCUCGGAUAGACAGCCAUGGGAGGGUAUUCUACGUUGAUCACGUCAACCGAACCACUACGUGGCAGCGCCCCACAGCCGCAGCAACGCCGGAUGGGAUCCACAGGUCUGGCUCUAUCCAGCAAAUGGAGCAGCUGAACCGGCGAUACCAAAAUAUCCAGCGAACUAUUGCAACAGAGCGGACUGAAGACGAUGCUGUAGUAAACAACAGGGUGGAGAGAGUUCCCACCGGAGGAGGAAGUGACUCUGAGGCAGAGCCUUCCCAGCCGAGCUCAGAGAUUAGGAGGGAAGGUUCCCUUUCUCCUGUGAAUUCUCAAAAAAUCACCUUGUUGCUGCAGUCUCCAGCUGUGAAGUUCAUCACCAAUCCUGAGUUCUUCACUGUGCUGCAUGCAAACUAUAGUGCCUAUCGAGUCUUCACUAACAGUACCUGCUUGAAGCAUAUGAUUCUGAAGAUCCGUAGAGAUGCUCGUAAUUUUGAGCGCUAUCAGCACAACAGAGACCUGGUAAAUUUUAUCAACAUGUUUGCUGAUACCCGACUGGAGCUUCCUCGUGGCUGGGAGAUAAAAACUGACCAGCAGGGCAAGUCUUUCUUCGUUGACCACAAUAGCCGUGCUACCACUUUCAUAGAUCCCAGGAUCCCGCUGCAGAAUGGUCGUCUCCCUAAUCACCUGACUCACAGGCAACAUCUUCAGCGACUUCGUAGCUACAGUGCUGGAGAGGCCUCCGAAGUCUCUCGAAACAGAGGAGUUACUCUGUUGGCCAGACCAGGCAAUAGUCUCGUAACAGCUAUUCGAAACCAGCACCAUCAUGAGACAUUACCUCUGGCUUACAAUGACAAGAUUGUUGCAUUUCUACGCCAACCCAACAUUUUUGAGAUGCUGCAGGAGCGUCAGCCCAGCUUGGCCAGAAACCAUGCACUCAGGGAGAAGAUCCAUUAUAUUCGGACAGAGGGUACACAUGGGCUUGAAAAGUUGUCCUGUGAUGCAGAUUUAGUAAUUCUGCUGAGCCUUUUUGAAGAGGAUAUUAUGUCCUACAUACCACUGCAGGCUGCCUUCCAUCCUGGUUACAGUUUCUCUCCUCGCUGCUCACCCUGUUCAUCACCCCAAAAUUCUCCAGGACUGCAGCGAGCAAGUGCAAGAGCACCUUCUCCAUACAGGAGGGACUUCGAAGCCAAGCUGCGCAAUUUCUAUCGAAAACUUGAAGCCAAAGGGUAUGGACAAGGUCCAGGUAAAAUUAAGUUAAUUAUACGACGUGACCACUUGCUGGAAGGCACCUUCAACCAGGUAAUGGCAUAUUCACGCAAGGAGCUCCAGCGGAACAAACUCUACGUCACGUUUGUUGGCGAGGAAGGGUUGGACUACAGUGGCCCCUCCCGAGAAUUCUUCUUCCUUCUGUCUCAGGAGCUCUUCAAUCCCUAUUACGGGCUGUUUGAGUAUUCAGCCAACGACACUUACACUGUACAGAUCAGCCCCAUGUCUGCCUUUGUUGAAAAUCACCUGGAAUGGUUCAGGUUCAGCGGUCGUAUUCUUGGCCUUGCUCUCAUUCAUCAGUACCUUCUUGAUGCUUUCUUCACAAGGCCGUUCUACAAAGCACUACUAAGGCUGCCGUGUGAUUUAAGUGACUUAGAGUACCUGGAUGAAGAGUUCCAUCAGAGCUUGCAGUGGAUGAAGGAUAAUAACAUCACAGAUAUCCUGGAUCUCACCUUCACAGUGAACGAGGAGGUGUUUGGACAGGUGACAGAGAGAGAGUUGAAAUCUGGAGGGGCAAAUACAGCAGUGACAGAAAAAAACAAAAAAGAGUACAUCGAGAGAAUGGUUAAGUGGCGAGUGGAACGAGGAGUGGUUCAGCAAACAGAGGCCCUGGUCCGUGGUUUCUACGAAGUUGUAGACUCCAGGCUUGUCUCUGUUUUUGAUGCCAGAGAACUGGAGCUGGUUAUAGCUGGCACUGCAGAAAUAGAUCUCAAUGACUGGCGUAACAACACAGAAUAUCGUGGAGGUUACCAUGAUGGACACAUAGUAAUACGGUGGUUCUGGGCAGCAGUGGAGAGAUUUAACAAUGAGCAGAGACUCCGGUUGUUGCAAUUCGUCACUGGAACAUCAAGUGUGCCAUACGAGGGCUUUGCAGCUCUCCGAGGGAGCAAUGGCCUACGGCGCUUCUGUAUAGAGAAAUGGGGUAAAAUAACCUCCCUCCCAAGGGCACACACAUGUUUCAACCGUUUGGAUCUUCCACCUUACCCCUCAUAUUCUAUGCUGUAUGAAAAGCUGCUGACAGCUGUUGAAGAAACUAGCACCUUUGGACUUGAAUAAGGGGGUUCAGGCACUUCUGGUGUUUUUCUGGCUGAUGAUGUCACUUUUCCUGUCCACCAUCAUUUGAUCUUGGUUUCCCAUGUUUUUAUUUUUGAAAACAAAAGAAACAAACAAACAAAAAAAAUCAAGAUUGACAAAAGCUGUGCAUGAAGAACUGCUGCCCUCUAAGAUCUAACCUUCAUGCUUUCAUCCUCUGUUUCCAAUGGACUGCUAGUCUGUAUGCAAUAGAAAAACAACUGUCUCAAGGUUUCUGUAUAUCUCUACAUACCUCCAUUAAUAACAAUGAAAAUACAAAUGCAAGUUACACUACACUUGACCAAAUGUUAAUAAAUGUUUACUUCCACCUACGUUGAUUAAAAAAUAAAAA
Molecule: messenger RNA, 5161 nt
Organism: Aptenodytes forsteri (emperor penguin)
Lineage: Eukaryota; Metazoa; Chordata; Aves; Sphenisciformes; Spheniscidae
Gene: HECW1
Product: HECT, C2 and WW domain containing E3 ubiquitin protein ligase 1
Exons: 27
Coding region: 37-4794 (1585 amino acids)
Biological process (GO): regulation of dendrite morphogenesis
Molecular function (GO): protein binding; ubiquitin-protein transferase activity
Source: RefSeq, a predicted model, not a curated record